Messenger RNA from Cicer arietinum (chickpea), 1350 nucleotides. RefSeq names its product heat stress transcription factor B-2a (gene HSFB2A). Gene Ontology annotation, molecular function: RNA polymerase II cis-regulatory region sequence-specific DNA binding; DNA-binding transcription factor activity. The record is from RefSeq and is a predicted model, not a curated record. NCBI's taxonomy places the organism in Eukaryota, Viridiplantae, Streptophyta, Magnoliopsida, Fabales, Fabaceae. Gene Ontology annotation, cellular component: nucleus. Gene Ontology annotation, biological process: regulation of transcription by RNA polymerase II.
AUCAAAUGUUAACACUUAACAGUGUCCCCACAUAGGAAGGAAGUUUCGCGAGAAAAAAGACGUAAUACUACUUUCUUCUUCUUUUCCAUUCCAUUAAUAUAUCUUCUUUUUUUCGUUUCAUUCCUUUUCUACUUCCUCCCGAACCUUCUAGAACUAUCACACCAUAAUACAAUUUCUUGUUGCCAUGGCCCCCUCGGCCGAACACAACGCCGAUUCCUCCACCGCCGACUCUCAGAGAUCCUCUCCAACGCCGUUUCUCAUCAAGACCUACGACCUCGUCGACGACCGUACCAUAGACGACGUUAUUUCCUGGAACGAUACCGGAACAACCUUCAUCGUCUGGAACCCUACCGUUUUUGCUAAGGAUUUGCUUCCAAAAUAUUUCAAGCACAACAAUUUCUCGAGCUUCGUUCGCCAACUCAACACUUAUGGAUUUAAAAAAGUUGUACCUGAUCGGUGGGAAUUUUAUAACGAUUGUUUUAAAAGAGGCGAGAAACGGCUUCUCUGUGAUAUUCAGCGACGGAAAAUUGUUUCAGCAUCUCCGUUGCCGUUGACUGCGAUUUCGACGAUGAAGAAGAUCGUAUCGCCGUCGAACUCAGGGGAGGAGCAGGUGAUUUCAUCGAACUCGUCGCCGUCGAUUGCGCCAGCGGAUCUUUUGGACGAGAACGAGAGGCUGAGAAAGGAGAACAUGCAAUUGAAGAAGGAACUAGAUGCAAUGAAAUCGCUUUGCAACAAAAUAUUAAAUCUUAUGUCGAGUUAUGGAAAAUUCCAAUCGGAAGAAAGAAAAGAGUGCUGUUCCACGGCGACGAAGACGCUUAAUUUGCUGCCGGCGAAGCGGUGCAACGGUGAAGAUGCAGCGGCGGAAGAUAGAAAUCCGAAGCUGUUUGGGGUGGCGAUUGGUACGAAGCGAGCGAGAGGAGAAGGACGGUGUUUUGAUGAUGAUACAGUGUUGAGCCUUCAUCAACCGGUUCAUGCGGACGUGAAAUAAAAAACCGUACGAUUCACGAAACGGUGAAAAGAGUAAAUCGCUGUGGCUAAAUAAAUGUUAUAGAUCCAAUCAGAGCGUCUGUAAUUGACACUUAGCGUUGUAUGAUUAGGGAACAUGUUAGGCUAAGUUAGGGGCGGCGUAGACUAUCUCAGUCGUUAAGAACGGAGACGCACGUUUCAGGGGUUUCAUGUGCGUCGUUAACCGUAUGGGACAGUUUUCGGAGAAACUUCUCACAAGAAAACGAUAUUUUUUCAUCGUUUUUCAUUUCUCGUAUUUUUUAUUUGUUUUUUAUUAUAUUUACUUACACUACUGUAUUGGGCUUGAUUCAUUUUCCCUUGAUGUUUGGUGUUUAUUUUUCAUUC